Messenger RNA from Sordaria macrospora k-hell, 1992 nucleotides. Lineage: Eukaryota; Fungi; Ascomycota; Sordariomycetes; Sordariales; Sordariaceae. The record is from RefSeq and is a predicted model, not a curated record.
AUGGCGCCCAAACAAGAUACCGCGGCGUAUAUCAAGUCCAUCGCCGAGCCUCCUCCGCCUGGCACUCCCUACGCCCUGCCCGUCCCCGGCACCGAGCGCCCCAACCGCACUGCCGUCUACCGUCACUGGAAGCUCGUCAACAGCCCUCUCCUUGAGACCUUCGACCCGGCUCACCAGACCCUCCACGAUCUUUUCGAGGCCUCGGUUGAGAAGGUGCCCAACAAGAAGUGCUUGGGAUGGCGCCCAUGGAAUGCCGCCACCAAGACCUUCGAGCCCAAGUAUGUCUGGAUCCCCUACAAGGAGGUUGCUGAGCGGAGGAAGAACUUUGGCGCCGGUAUUGUCGCUCUCCACAAGUCCAUUGGCUUCACCGAGGAGAAGUACGGUGUUGGUUUGUGGGCGCAGAACCGUCCCGAGUGGCAGAUCACUGAGCUUGCGCUCAUCUCCCAGUCCCUGUUCCCCAUCUCUCUUUACGAGACUCUCGGACCCGAGACCACCGAGUACAUCAUCAACCACAGCGGCCUUACUGCCAUUACAUGCUCUGUGCCCCAUAUCCCGACUCUCCUCAAGCUUGCGCCGCGUUGCCCUUCCUUGAAGCUCAUCAUCUCCCUGGACCCUCUGGAUGCUGGUGAGCCCGCUGGCCACACCAAGCGCGAGCUCCUCAAUGCCGCCGCCGGCGGUGUGGGCAUCAGGAUCUUCUCCAUCGAUGAGGUUGAGGCGCUCGGUGUCAAGUCUGGCCUCUCCAUGAAGCCCCCCAAGCGUGAGGAUGUUCUCACCAUCAACUAUACCUCGGGCACCACUGGCGACCCCAAGGGUGUCCUGAUCACCCACGCUCAGGGUGUGGCCGGUAUUGCUGCCGCCCGCUCGAACCAGAGCAUUCUCUCCACCGACGUUCACAUCUCCUACCUUCCCCUGGCGCAUAUCUACGGUCGCAUGGCCGACCAGACCGCUCUGGCUGAGGGCGCCAGCAUCGGUUAUUUCCACGGCGACAUCGCUGGCCUGGUCGAGGAUAUGAAGAUCCUGCGCCCGACCGGCCUUAUGUCCGUCCCGCGCCUGUACAACCGCAUCAACAGCGCUGUUCAGGCCGCGACCGUCAACGCCGACGGUUUCAAGGGCACUCUCUCCCGCUACAUUGUGGAGGCCAAGAAGCAAAGCAUGGCCCUUCCCCACGGCAAGGCCACCAACAAGCACUUCCUGUACGACCGCAUCUGGACCAAGAAGGUUCUCAAGGGCGUCGGUCUCGACCGCGCCCGCACCAUGGUCAGUGGCUCCGCCCAACUUGACCCCGACGUGCACCAGUUCCUCCGUGCCGCCUUCGGUAACGAUUUUGUCCAAGGUUUCGGCAUGACCGAGUCGUACGCCACCGGCACUGUCCAGUCCGUACCUGACUACGACUACACGGUCGAAGACAAGCCGAACCCGCGCGGCGAGCUGCUCAUGCGCGGUCCCAUCAUGUUCAAGGAAUACUACAAGAACCCUGAGGAGACCGCCAAGGCGAUGGAUGCGGACGGCUGGUUCCACACGGGCGACAUCGUUGAGGUCGACAGCCUGGGCCGGUUCAAGAUUAUCGACCGCAAGAAGAACGUGCUCAAGCUGGCCCAGGGCGAGUACAUCUCCCCUGAGCGCAUCGAGAACGUGUACAUGGCCAGCACCAACCUGAUCGCCAUGGCGUUCGUGCACGGCGACCCCAAGGAGAGCAGCCUGGUGGCCAUCUUCGGCGUCGACCCCAUCACCUUCGCGCCCUACGCCAGCAGGAUACUCAAGAAGAACAUUUCCCCUGACAACCUCGAGGAGCUCAAGCAGUCCGCCAACGACCCCCCCUAUGAGAAGGUCAAGAAUGUGUACCUGGACAUUGAGCCGUUUACGAUUGAGAACGAGCUCUUGACACCAACUCUCAAGCUCAAGCGUCCUCAGACCGCCAAGAAGUUCAGAGCCGAGAUCGACCGCAUGUACGAGGAGAUCAACGCCGCUGCCCAGAACAAGUCUAAGCUAUAG